Messenger RNA from Microbotryum saponariae, 6721 nucleotides. The record is from the annotation of a GenBank genome assembly. NCBI's taxonomy places the organism in Eukaryota, Fungi, Basidiomycota, Microbotryomycetes, Microbotryales, Microbotryaceae.
AUGGCAGUGCAGGCUGUGAUCCUGACACCCACACCCCGUCACCUCCUUCCACCAAACGCACCAGCGGCCUUCCCCAAGGACUCCAAGCUGAAAGGGGACAACUAUGUCGACUGGGACCUCACCAUGUCACUUACUGUCGCUCGGGAGGUUUGUGCCUACUUGCGCCGAGGGAUGAUCUGUGAAGAGUCCACUCUCAGCUCGACAGGGGCGCCUCGGUCGUUGCGCGCACUUGCUAGCCCGCCCCCGGCGGUGGGGACUUAGACGCGCGCGACUGCCUCAGCGCGCCAGCGCCGGCGGAUUCAUGCGCGCGCCCGCUAGCCCGCCCCCUUGCGGUGGGGACUUAGGCGCGCCGGCGAUUUCACCCGCGGCUGACUUAGGGAUGUACAUUGUCACGCGCCUGGGACUAUCCCAGCGUGGCCCCCCCCUUUCUGUUUCUUAGCUUCCUUCUCAUCACUUCUGUUCGACUCUCAACCUCUCCUGACAGUAGUGGUGAACGUCUCAUAGGUACGCUGAAAUAGAUCACUUCUGUUCGACUCUCAACCUCUCCUGACAGUAGUGGUGAACGUCUCAUAGGUUAUAAGCCCACGAGCCACCAGCUGGCAUGACCACGACACCACCCCUCGCGACGGGUGCCAACCCUCCGAUUCCCGCCGAACAGCUCGCCGCACUUACAUCGCUGCUGUCGGGUCUCACCGCUGCCGCUUCCGGCACUGCCACACCCGCCACGACGUCCGGCACCACUCGCACUGCCUUUCCAAAGCACGCACGCUUGGAUGGUGCGAAGACCUUCGCGAACUGGACACGCCAACUUCGCCUGUGCCUAGCGGACGACAUCCGCUCGUACGUCCUCGACGGUAUCGCACCCGACGACUGGACACCUUCGCAACGCUCCGCUCGCGACGCCGUCGCUCGUGAGGUCCUUGCGAAUUCGAUUGACUCGGCCGAAGUCUCGGCAGUCCUCGACAAAAUCCCUACCGCCGACCUGACAGCGCCGACAAUCUACUCGACGCUGAAAUCGCGGUACGCCCCUGACGACGCCACCCGCACGCUCGAGCUCUUCUCACGACUCUGGGGUUUCCGUCCCAUGCCCGGCACGGUUGCCGAAUUCGACGGGUGGAUCAUGGACUUCAAAGCCGUUGCGCAAGAGAUCAUCGACACAAAGACAACUAUCAAUGAUGUUCUCGCCACACUCCUCCUUGCAAUCGCCCACCCGUCCCUCGAGAGCUUCAAGGCGUCGUUCACCGAUGAACAGCGCACGCAACGAACUCUCCCCGACAUUGAUUCGCUUGCCGACCGUAUGCGAGUCCAACUUCGGUCAACGAACAUCCCCAGCACUCAAUCGGCCCUUCUUGCCUCGUCGUCGUCACGUUCUACUCGUCUCAAGUGUCUCGCCUGUCGCAGCCCUUCGCACCGAGUCGCGGAGUGCCCUACGAGGGCGCAACACCCGCCGCCAGGACCCUGUCGCUCCUGCAAGAAGAAGGAUCACUGGUCUCUCGACUGCAAGAAGGCGCUCGAGGACGGCAAAAAGCCCGACACCGCUGACUCGACCGUCGACUCGCAACACCAUGUCGGAUGUCUCGCCACCGGUCUUCUCGCUCGUCGUCGCCAGCUUCGCAACCACUCUUUUGUCGUCGACUCGGGCGCCACUUCGCACAUGGUCUCGGACAAGUCGCUGUUCACGACCUAUCGCCAUAUCGCUCCUACGAAGAUUGGUGGUAUUGCAGGGGGCAUCAACGCCAUCGGAACGGGAAACAUCGCCUUCAUUGCCGCCUCGGGUCAUCCGAUCACGCUUACCGGCGUGCUGCACACUCCGGGCCUGUUUGUCAAUCUUCUCUCGGUCUCUCGACUUUGCGACACCGACGAUGUCCGUGUCGCCUUCACAAAACACGGCAUCCACAUUGACAAGGACGGCAACGACAUCGCUGAAGGCGCACGACUCGACGAAGGGCUCUACUUGCUGGACGCUGAUCAUUCCAAAUGUCAGCACCUUGCUCUCCUUUCUCGCUCACAGUCGUCCGUGCCCCUGCUGACUCUCCAUCGCUGCCUCGGCCAUCUCGCACCGUCCUCCAUACAGAAGAUGGUUGCCGCUGGUUUGCUGGAGGGUCUCAGGGCCGGAUAUAGUGACGAAGAGGUAGAGAAGUUUGUCUGCAAUGCUUGCCUCAGCGCAAAGGGCCAUCGUCUUCCCUUUCCCGAUUCGGAUUCGCACUCCUCAGAGAGACUCGGCCUUGUACACAGCGAUGUGCUUUCCUUCCCCGAGCGGUCCUUGACUGGCAAACGUUACCUGGUCACAUUCCUUGACGAUUACUCGCGCAAACUCUGGGCCUACGCAAUCGGACACAAAAGCGAAGUCUUCGGCAUAUUCAAAACUUGGCUAGCCGAGGUUGAACUCGAGACGGGUGCGACGCUGAAGGUCCUCCGAACCGACAACGGUGGCGAAUACUGUUCGAGAGCGUUCACAGAGUUCUGCAAGACACGAGGCACCCGUCGACAAUACUCUAUCCCACGCACGCCUCAACAGAACGGUCGUGCAGAGCGGGUCAAUCGUUCCAUUGUCGAAGGCGUCCUUGCCCUCCUUGUCGACGCCCACCUACCCAAGACAUUCUGGGAGGAGGCUGCAGCUUAUUUCGUUUACUGCAAGAACCUGUGUCAACACGCGGCCCUGGACAAGGCAACACCAAACUCCGUCUGGCAGGGUGACCACACCACUGCCUCGGCGCUUCACCCGUUCGGCUGUACAGCUUGGCUUACGGUCGCGCCCGAACUUCGCUCCAAACUCGACCCGAAGGCGGUUCGCGUUUUUUUCACCGGCUACGACCUGGCUUCAAAAGCCUUUCGCUUCUACGACACUACAACACAGAAGAUUAUACUUGGCAGAAAUGCCACGUUCCUCGACACUGAAUUCCCCGGAUUACAUGGCGACCCCACUGAGCAAGACGGCGACACGCACUUCGCCAGCGCUCCCACCACCGAAUCUCAAACCGUUGUCAAGACAUGGACCCCACUAGUAAGGUCGGCGCACAUGGACGUCUCAUCCCCCCUUGAUGAUUCUGCCAUGAGCGCCGUUGACGUGGCCCCAGGGUACACUGGCGGAACCUUACUUAACUUCACAGAUGCCGAAUCGUCCUCGUCACCGUCGCCUGCGUCGCCCUCAUCACCGUCGUCUGCGCCAUCGCCUGCACUUUCACCAUCGUCGGCUGCGUCAUCGUCACCCUCGGCCUUACCGACCGACUCUGAAGACUCCGCCGAUCCCCUCGACCUCCUCGGCUCACAGCCCCAGGUUCGCCUCGAUCUACAGGACGUGCACCACCCAGACUUCAGCACGUACCGCGAGCCCGCAUCGGCUGAGGAGUCGCCCGACGAACUCGACCUCAUUGGGCGCCACUCUCGCGACGAAUCUCCGGACGAAAUCGAUUUCCUCACCCGACACCACCGCGCCUUCAUCGCCAUCGACGACGACACCUCUGACACAGAGGCAAUUCAGCCAGUCAAGUCCAUCACGAGCGACCCACAGACCUGGCGCGAGGCGAUGUCUAGCGACAAGCGUGAAGUAUGGGCCAAAGCCGCCACCGACGAGUUCACCUCCAUGCGCGACGACUUCAAGGUCUUCACCAUCGAGGACCGAGCCACGGUGCCCGCGGGUGCGACUAUCGUUACAUCCAAGUUCGUCUGGAAAACGAAACGGAACGCACUCGGCGAAGUCACUGGACACAAGGCAAGGCUGGUCGCGCAAGGCAAUCGGCAACGCGACGGCAUCGACUUCAACGAAACGUUCGCACCGGUCGCACGCUUCUCCUCGAUACGCUCACUCCUCGCGCUGGCGGCCGCCAACGGCUUGCACGUGCACCAGGCGGACAUCGACAAAGCAUAUCUGCAUGGCGACCUUGACCACGACAUCUGGAUGACGGCACCGCGCGGCUUCGACCUUCCCAGCGACAAGGUGCUUCGCCUGCGACGCUCCAUCUACGGGCUCAAACAGGCUGGCCGAAUCUGGAAUCGACACAUCGACGCUUCGCUUCGGGCCCUCGGUUACACGGCGACGGGCACCGACCACUGCGUAUACUCUUGGCUCGAUGAUCGUCAAUGUCCACACUACAUCGCACUGUACGUCGACGACCUCCUGAUGAUCAGCCCGGAACUGGCCGAAAUCGAACGUGUCAUCUCAGGCCUGGACCAACGCUACGGAGUCAAGCGCCUCGGCCCGGCCGAGUAUAUCCUCGGCAUCCAGAUCAGGCGGUUCGACGACGGCUCUAUCGCCCUAUCCCAGGAACGGUACAUCAUGGACGUGCUCGCUCGGUUCCACUUCGACACCACGACUCGCGGCACUACAGUUCCGAUGACUCCCGGCCUUUCGCUCACUGCUAUCCCGGGUCAAGGCACCGAACGGAUCAGGUCAUGGUAUCUGCAGGCUAUCGGCUCGCUCCUCUACAUUUCGCUCGGUACCCGCCCUGACAUCGCCUUCGCCGUGUCCUACCUGGCCCGCUUCGCCAACAACCCCGGUCGUCGUCAUUGGAUUGCGGUCAAGCACAUCCUACGCUAUCUCCGGGCCACGUAUCGCAACGAACUCGUGUAUGCUCGCGGCCAGGCUCGCAUCACGGGUGUGGUAGGCUACUCCGACGCGAACUGGGGGGCCUGCAUCGACACAUCGGUGUCCACCAUGGGCUACGUCUUCUACAUCGCUGGCUCGGCCGUGUCCUGGUCGUCCAAACGCCAGUCUCGAGUUGCCGAUUCGACCACCGACGCUGAAUACCUCGCCCUCUCGCAUGCUGGCAAGGAAGGGAUUUACCUCAGUCAGCUGCUCGAAGAGCUCCAUGUACAACCUGUUGCACCGGCUCACAUCUUUACUGACAACGAAGCCGCUGCUGCAGUUGCUCACGAUCCUGUCCGCGUCUCUGGCACUCGGCACAUACGCUUGCGUGAGCACUUCGUUCGGGACAUGGUGAAUCGGGGCGACAUCUCUCUCUCGCAUGUGGGUACCAGCGACAUGGUGGCCGACAUCUUCACCAAGGCUCUCGGCCCAAAGGUCUUCUCAACGCACUGCUACGCCCUCGGCCUUCGCACUCGACACCCGCGGCUUGGGUCUGCCUCGCAUUCGCGUGGGGGGGGGUGUGAAGAGUCCACUCUCAGCUCGACAGGGGCGCCUCGGUCGUUGCGCGCACUUGCUAGCCCGCCCCCGGCGGUGGGGACUUAGACGCGCGCGACUGCCUCAGCGCGCCAGCGCCGGCGGAUUCAUGCGCGCGCCCGCUAGCCCGCCCCCUUGCGGUGGGGACUUAGGCGCGCCGGCGAUUUCACCCGCGGCUGACUUAGGGAUGUACAUUGUCACGCGCCUGGGACUAUCCCAGCGUGGCCCCCCCCUUUCUGUUUCUUAGCUUCCUUCUCAUCACUUCUGUUCGACUCUCAACCUCUCCUGACAGUAGUGGUGAACGUCUCAUAGGUACGCUGAAAUAGAUCACUUCUGUUCGACUCUCAACCUCUCCUGACAGUAGUGGUGAACGUCUCAUAUGAUCGACCCCACGUGGACUCCCACAGUGCGCUCGCGCUGGCAAGACUACGCAUUGCAUGUACUCGCGGGCUCACUUACGCCUGCCACGAAGGCCACGAUUGGCCCGGUAGCAGGGGGGAUCUGCCCACGACUGCUGGCUCGCCCUAGCCGCUUGCUACGCACCAAGCGAUGCUCAAGGGCACUUGACCCUGAUCAAGGACUACUUCGGCAUGCCACAAUGCCCAUCCACUUGGGAAGGUUUCAUCGGCUGGUCGAAUCGAGCAUUGGUCCUCAUCAACCACCUUCGAAUGGCCCAGCUCGAUAUAGAACAGGCGAUGGCGGCCCGCGCGAUCGACAACCUGCCGCCCAUGUUCGACGGCUGGCGUACCACAUUCUACGCGCUUCAGGCCGACAAAACCAAGCUCCCCAGGGCUGAGGAUAUCUUCGCAUCCAUGGAGGCCGUUGCUCGAACCUCGCGCGACCUGUCAGGAUCACAGCCUGCACUGCCAUCAAUACUCGAAGGAAGUCUCCCAAGUUUGCGGCCGGAGUCGACAUCAGCUACCGGUUCGUUCAUUGCAAGCAUUGUGGGCGCGAUGUCGUAGUUGUGAGGGCGCGCGGGCGCCCUCAGUGGUCGAGGGUUCGAUCCGCCCGGAGCGCGAUCGGCCUUUUGGUUUCUUUUCCUUUUUGUUAUCCGAGGCCCGGCUUCGGGGUUUUUACCGGUGCCUUGCGGGCAAUCCUUUUUACCCCUGAAGCGACCUCGUGGUGUAGUUAUUUGACUCAGUCUUUCUUUCGCUCGGAGCACUUCCCUCCCUUUGCUUUUGCCACCCUUCCCCCAGAGCUUGGUCCACUCAUUAUCAUGACUCGUACCCUCCCUCUUUUUACCCAUUUCGCUGGCAAUUAAGUCCGUUACACUUGAUUUGCUGCGAAGCCUUCCGACCGAAUCCACUCCUCGGUCGCUCUCGGUCGACUGCCGCCGCCUCGGUCGACACCCCUUUCGCUUCUUCGCGCUUUCGCGCACUCUCUCGCUCUCUCCCUCGUCUCUCGCAUGUAGUCAUCGUCAUCCCCUCCGACGUUGCCUGUCACGACCAGUCUGCCCCAGCCCUCGUCGCGAAGGCGGUCGUUUUGACAAAGAGCGCAGCACCUGGCAGGAAGGGGAAAUGGGACCGAUCUGGACCUGCUCCCAGCAACUGCCCAGUCUGCGGCCAAGGGAAGCAUUGGGCGGACAAGUGUCCUGACUGUUGA